Molecule: messenger RNA, 1032 nt
Organism: Hibiscus syriacus
Lineage: Eukaryota; Viridiplantae; Streptophyta; Magnoliopsida; Malvales; Malvaceae
Product: homeobox protein knotted-1-like 4
Exons: 5
Coding region: 74-961 (295 amino acids)
Biological process (GO): regulation of DNA-templated transcription
Cellular component (GO): nucleus
Molecular function (GO): DNA binding; DNA-binding transcription factor activity, RNA polymerase II-specific
Source: RefSeq, a predicted model, not a curated record
AAACCUUCCUUUGUUUCUUUCUCUCUCUCCCCUUAUUUUCUUCUUCCUGAAACCUCGCUCUGACCAACACAAAAUGGCUUUCGAUGGUUUUGUCUCCGACCAUACCAAGGACAUGCAAACCCUUGCCCUAAACGACCCCCCACCGUCGGCUUCCGAGCUCGACCAUUGGGAAAGAGCCAAAUGCAAGGCCGAGAUAAUGGGGCAUCCCAUGUACGACCAGUUGUUGGAAGCUCACAUCGCCUGCUUGCGUGUUGCCACGCCUGUUGACAAGCUCGCUCAGAUCGAUGCUCAGUUGGCUAGGUCACAAGAAGUCUUGGCUAAGUACUCGUCGGCCGCCGCCGCCGCGGGUUCUGCUGAGGAAGAACUUGAUCACUUCAUGGCAAAUUAUGUUCUACUGCUUGGUUUCUUCAAAGACCAAUUGCAGCAACAUGUUCGUGUUCAUGCAAUGGAAGCAGUUAUGGCUUGUUGGGAUCUUGAGCAAUCACUUCAAAGUUUAACAGGUGUAUCUCCAGGUGAAGGCACCGGUGCAACCAUGUCUGAUGACGAAGAUGAAGCUGUAGAUGGUGACGCUAGUUUGUUUGAUGGGAGUUUCGAUGGCUUUGAUAGCAUGGGGUUCGGCCCCCUUGUCCCGACUGAGACCGAGAGAUCAUUAAUGGAGCGUGUUAGGCAAGAACUGAAGCAUGAGCUGAAACAGGGUUACAAGGAGAAGAUUGUGGACAUUAGAGAGGAAAUUCUGCGUAAGAGACGAGCCGGAAAGCUACCAGGCGACACCACCUCGUCUUUAAAAUCUUGGUGGCAGUCACAUUCCAAGUGGCCUUACCCAACUGAGGAAGACAAAGCAAAAUUAGUUAAGGAAACAGGCUUGCAGUUAAAGCAAAUUAACAACUGGUUCAUAAACCAGAGAAAAAGGAAUUGGCAUAGUAGCUCCUCUACCUCUCUGAAGAGCAAACGUAAGAGGUAAGCUGCUUAUUCAAGAGUACCAUUGGCUACUUUUGACUUGGGGAAGAAGUAACACAGUAUGAACCAGUAAUG